AUGGACAAGGCUGAUAAAACGAGCUGGAACUACAAUGAUUGGUGUAUAAACCCUAGUUCUAGCCGCCUAGCUACAAUCUCUAAGUCUUAUACACCAUUCCGUAAGAGCAACCCCGACUCUUAUGCCGAUACUUCUUUCACGGAUGAGAUCACCUUGAUUGAGAUACCCAUGAAGUUCUCCUUCCCCAGCAUAAAGGCGUAUGACGGCACCACCGAUUCGAAUGACCACGUCGCCCAAUACAAACAAAGGAUGCUCGCCGUAGCACUCCCAAAGGGGUCGCCCAAAGCUACCAUGUGCAAAGAGUUCAGCUCCACUCUGACCGGACCCACUCUGCAAUGCAGCAGGAACCUGGAGAAAACCUCUGAUAGCCUCUACAAGAUCCUCCAGCACCAGACGGAACCCCUACGAGGCUACAUAGCCCGCUUAAAUCAAGAGAAGGUGGCUAUUCCCGAAUGCAGCAUCCCCACUGCUAUCUCUGCCUUCAAGAGAGGCUUGCUCCCCGACGGAGACUUCUAUAAGGAGUUAACCAAAUACCAAUGCAAAACAAAGGAAGACGUCCUAUCUCGAGCCUGGGCGCAUGUAAAAUGGGAGGAAGAUGUCUCCAGCCGCGCUAAGGCGCAACAAAAACCAGAUCCCAUGACGAUCAGACUAGACCAAACCGAGCGAGACGAGAAACCCUCUCAAAGACCGGCUAGUGACUCUGGAAAUCGAAACCGGGGGAGAUACCAGAACCGGCCGAUCGAGAAGGCAGAAGGGAUGGAAGUGUCCACGUGGCCAGACAUCUCUCACCUCUCCGUCUCAACGCUGGAGCUGGUCAAUGUUCUGAGGCAGAUGGGCCAACAGGUCAAGUAG
Brassica napus (rape) is the source of this 852-nucleotide messenger RNA. RefSeq lists its product as uncharacterized. The transcript has 3 exons. The record is from RefSeq and is a predicted model, not a curated record. NCBI's taxonomy places the organism in Eukaryota, Viridiplantae, Streptophyta, Magnoliopsida, Brassicales, Brassicaceae. Bases 1 to 852 code for a protein of 283 amino acids.